AAAACAUCAAGAAGAGAUUCAACCUGACAAAGCUGGGUUUCCUGAUCAUCAAGAAUCUCACUGUGGAAAUGAAUGGGCUGUACACAGCAGAAGUCAAAUUCAAGUCAGGACAAUCUCAAGAGAAGACCUUUCGACUCUGUGUAUAUGAGCCUGUUCCAUUCCCCCAGAUUCAGACUUAUUCUUCAUCAAGCACAUCAGGCUGGUGCAAUGUUACUUUUGAGUGUGACACCGGGGGGUACACUGAAGACCUCACUGUGUCUUGGAUGAGCAAUGAUCUGGGGCAGAAUGGGACACUGGGGCCAACCCCUCACUCCAAGAAUCUGAGCCUGAGCCUGCCCAUAGACCGGUGGAAUGGCUAUCUCUCCUGUGUGGUCAGCAAUCCUGUAGACCAGAAGAAUGCCACCUUAGACCUGAGGGGCAUCUGUCCACAGAAGGAACUAAAGUCUCAUGGACAGAACCAUUUCAUCCUUUGGCAAGUAAUUCGGGGUGCUCUUCUGGUUGCACUGCUGAUCCUGUUUGCUGGACUGUACUUUUGGAAGACUCGGUGGGGGAAGAAGAAGGAAACAGGAACAGGGUGGAGGUGAACAACAUCUGGAGUAAAAGAAAUUUACCAUUACCAUCUACAGUUGGAUUUCUAACCUAGUUAAGGCUGA
Molecule: messenger RNA, 653 nt
Organism: Ochotona curzoniae (black-lipped pika)
Lineage: Eukaryota; Metazoa; Chordata; Mammalia; Lagomorpha; Ochotonidae
Product: SLAM family member 5-like
Exons: 4
Coding region: 69-584 (171 amino acids)
Source: RefSeq, a predicted model, not a curated record